Myotis brandtii (Brandt's bat) is the source of this 420-nucleotide messenger RNA. Its product is annotated as serine protease 40-like. Gene Ontology annotation, molecular function: serine-type endopeptidase activity. The transcript has 3 exons. The coding region runs from base 1 to 420 and encodes 139 amino acids. Gene Ontology annotation, biological process: proteolysis. The record is from RefSeq and is a predicted model, not a curated record. Lineage: Eukaryota; Metazoa; Chordata; Mammalia; Chiroptera; Vespertilionidae.
AUGUCACUUCACUCUGGGUUUAUGGAGGCAGCAAGGCUGUGCCUCAAGACUGGGACUAUCUCCACAGUGUGUGGGAGGCCCGUGGUGACUGGGAAGAUCUUUGGUGGCAAGAAUGCAUCUGACCAGCGGUGGCCAUGGCAGGCCAGCCUGCUCUACCAUGGCAAGCACAUCUGUGGAGCAGCCCUCAUCAGUGCCUUCUGGGUGAUCUCAGCUGCCCACUGUUUCCAAAAGUCCCAUGAGCCAUCAGACUACAAGAUCCUGCUAGGGUACCAUAAGCUACAGCAUCCCACCGAGCACAGCCUGCAGAUGACGGUAUAUCGAGUCAUCGUCCACGAUGAUUUUAAUAAGCGCUACAUCAUGGGGAGUGACAUCGCAUUAUUACUGCAGUUGCUGGUCUGGGCUGCCCCUGAGAACAUGUGA